AUGAUAGUGCCACUGUUUGAGAGCUACCGUCGGCCGCCAGAGGGGAGCGGGAGGCAUUCAUCAGCAGAUGCCGCCGGUGCGGCCCCGAAACCCGUUCCAUUCCGUUUGGCAGCAGCAGUCGUUACAGUGUGCACCGUAGCGGCGAUAUUCGGCCCCGCCGGAGCAAUCACGGUGGCACCCGACACCGUUCCCGAGCACCCUGGCCAUGAACCCGACGAUGCCACCUUGCGGCCCGGGCCCGAAGCUGUGGCGUCGGAAGUGCAGUUUGCGUCGGAAAAUUUGACCUGCCCAACCGAUGGCGGACCAUUUCUGCUCGAGCGAUCGGCCAACAGCUUGCAGCUCUAUCUGCUCGCCGCGGACGGCUUGCAGCGCAUCCAGACGGACGGGCUGGCUCUCAGCCGGGUGCCGGUGUGCCGGCUGCCGGAGCUAGACGACAGCCCGCGCUCGUUACAGGUGCUGGAUGUGCAGCUCGGUGGCAAGGAUUACGUGCUGUUCACCGUCACCACCGCCCAGUGGCACCACGUGUACUUGGCCCGCUCCGCCAACGGGAGCCGGGCGGCGGAAGGCGGAACCGGAACCGUAGGGAGCGCACAGGCGAUACAGCGCAUCAAGUUUGCCGGGGACACGGCCAAGGCGCAACUCGUGGAGUGCGGCGGACAGAUUUACCUGGUGACACUCGUAACCUACAGCAACAUGGGUACGAUACGCGUCUACCGAUGGUUGCAGUCGUACUUUUCGCUGACCAGCACCCGAGAGGUCCCGGCACUGGACGACGUACGGUGCCACUGCCCCGGGCCGCUCCUGCUGCUAGCCCUCGACUACGAGCCGCUUCCGGAGCGCUCCCUCAACCACGUCCUGCUGCUGGAGCCCGAUGCCAGCGCCCCGGUGAAGGUGCAGGAAGUGUUCUUCCUCUCCCACUCGCUGCCAUCGUUCAGCCUCGACGACGACCUGUACCUGAUCCGACACGUCAGCAAGGACAAGUGCUUCCUGUACCAGUGGAACGGCGAUGCCCGCAAGUUCGUCCGCCAGCGGGCCCUCCCGUACCGGCUCGGCCAGAUCGGUGCCGUCGCUUCGUGGCCAGGAACGCUGGCGGUCAGCGUGGACGGUGCGGUCCGUCUGUACGCCGGUGGCAAGCAGAACGCGUUCCGCGUCGAAUCCCCGUUCACGGUGCGCGGCACCCGGCAAUCGGACCCACUGAAGCAGCUCACCGUACCGCGGCACGAUCCCCUGGAGGGCCUAUUUCGGCUACGUACCGACGACAGCGACACGGAGGUGGCGCUCGCCAUGUCCUUUGCGUGCCCCGCGACCACCGAAAACGGGACGGCGGCGCUCCGCGUCUACCAGCUGUCCGUGAUGAGCGUCACGCGUGCUACCGAAGCAGCUCAGGAGCUUGGCUUUCGGACACUGAACGGGUGCCUGCAGCGGCUGAAGCGGGGCUCGAACGAGCGGAAGCGAUGGAUCGACCUGAUCCGGCUACAGUUGGCCCGGAAGAACCUCGUCUUCGACACGCUUAACCACACGGGACCGGCGGUGGUGCUGCACCCCGGCGUACGUCUCGAAGGGCCGGCAUCACUCCCGCACGCCAGCCCGUUCGUGCUGCCACCCACACGGACGGCUCUGAACGGGCAAGCGUUGCUCCUGCGCCACUACCGCCUGGCGACGGACCUGAACCGGGUGUUGCUGGUGAACCGGGCUAAAACCGACAUCCAGGGUGACCUGCACGUGCGGGGUAACGUGCGGACCAGACAGACGAAGAUACGGGCGGUAGAUGCGCUUGACGAACGAACCGAACGGCGGCCACGGCGCCAACCACCCCACCCACUCCCGUAUCGGAUUGUGCGCGCACGGGAAGUGAUCAGCGGGGACGGCAGCGCGGCACAGAAGCGUUUUUGGUCGCGAACGGCCAUGACGGUGCUGGCGGGGCCGGCGGUCCAGCUGGACGAGCUGCACACCGGCACCGUACGGCUUGAGCCGGGGGGUCUCAUCAACCACCUUCCGCUGCCGGGCCGCAACGGCAUUCCGCAGCAGCAUCAGGACGUGUACCGCGGCCACAAGGUGUUCCGGAGCGUUCGGACGGGCCGCCUACAGACGCACCGCUACAACGGAGCCCCGCUAGUACCGGAACUGAUCGAAAGCAGCCGGCGGACCGUGAGCGACGGUGGCACGAUCCGGGCGGAUAACUGCCACACCCGGAACCUCAUCGUACGCCAAGGAGUGAACGGGUUCCGGUUGGAUCGGUUCGCUUCGGUGCGCCAACCGCACGUCAACGGAAACCUGCGGCUGGGUGAGGGAGUUUGCGUGAAACACCUGCACGUCCACCGAGCGAUCGGUGGUGCCGGGCCGGGGACGCUGCUGGACCGCGUGUCCAACCAGACCAUCACCGGGCCGUCCUUCGUCAGUAAAGCGUUCACCCACAGCCUGCACUUUGGCCGGCUGAAUGGCGAGCCGAGCGCGAACCUGGCCACCGUGCCGGGCAGACCGGACCGGGGUCCACUGCUCAUCAGCUCACCGGUCCGCACCGGGCGACUCCGUAUCCGGGGCGACCUGAUCGCGAACCACGAGCAGCAGCAGCAGUGGUCCGGCGGCGGCGACGUCCCCAUCGGCACGCGGCCCACCGACCUGCGCCAGCAGUACCGCGGCAAGGUGCUGCUGAACGGGUCGCUGCGGGUGCGUGCCGCGACCCUCAGCGGCGCACCGAACAUCACCGUGAUGGUGGGCGUCACGGUGCCGACGCUCGCCCUCCACCCGGACCACUACCUGUUGCGCAGGCAGCGACAGGCCGUGAACCACCCGGUGACGUACCGUGCGGCCCAGUUCCAGUACCUGUUCGCAAACACCCUGAACGGAGCGGCCCUCUGGCAGCUGAGCCUCACGCACCACGGCUGGCAGAACGGGAUCUACCUGCAGGACGCGACCGUCGGUGGCCACGUCCGGCCGGCCCGGAUCGCCCCCCGGCUGCACGCCAUCAAGCAGGCCCGCGUGGGUCUCCACUCCCGGGUCGCCCUUUGCGACAUGAAGCACUUCACAGGGACGCUCCGCGUCACGUCCCUCCACACGGAAACGCUCGGUGGGUGGUUUCCGGCCGCGGUGCUGUGGGAACGCGUAGCCCAGCGGUACGCCUCUGUCGCACUAACGACCGCGUCGGACGUGGAGCUCCGCAGCACCGCCCUUCUGGUGGGUGCCGGGCUCCACGUUACCGCGGCGAUGGAGCGCCUCGCCGUGCCCUCGGUCCGGGCCCGUUACCGAGCGCUCCACCUCACCGCCAUCGACGCCGAUACGGCCACCCUCGCCCAGACGCUGAACGUUUCGCUCGCCGAGAUUGUGGAUCGGUUCGCCGGGGUCGGGAUCGGCGCUACCGUCCCAUCGUCCUUUGCGCGCAUCGUACCGGGCACCCCCGCCCAGCACAUGGGAGCGGUGACGGUGGGGAGCAUCAACCAGUGCCCGGUCGGCUGGCUGCUCGGGGAGAGUGUCCGCAAGCUGCGCCCGCCUGAAGGCAGUGGCCGACCCGUAGGAGGGUGGAAGAGCGUCCGCGAAGGGGCGGUUACGGUGGCCGGGGAACUGCUCGCCGCCACCCUGAACUCCCAGCCGACGAGCGCCCUCGACCGGGUGGUGACCCGUGGGGCCGGUGGCCAGUCGGUGGAGGCACGCUGGCAGUUCGGCUCGGUUAGUGCCCCGCACCUAACGGCGAAAGUCCUGAACCGCACCCCGCUCGGCCGGCUCGCUCUGCGCACCGACGAGGCGCUCGCCCUCCACGACGAGCUGUUCGUUGGGCGACUGGAGGUCGGUGGGCUGGAGUGGGGGGGCGCUCCCGGGGGUUGGCCCUUCGAGACGCCGGUCGAGCAGCGCGUCGCCGUCGUGCAGCUCCUGCGCUGCCUCGGAACCAUACUGGAACCACCUCCUGCGACGCCUCCACCUCACUGGCCACUGCUGUUUGACCCCGCACCGGACGGGCCGAUCGAGGGGCUCGUCAUCUUCGAUACGCGCGAGGUGCACCUGGGACGCAGCACCCAACACACCGCCACCGGCCCCCCCUUGGAGCGGAUCGCGAAGCAGUGCUUCCGGCGUCAAGCCUCACUCAGCCCCGUCUUCGAGCACGGCCAGGUCCUGCAUGGGCCCGUCACCGUGCGGCGCCACCUGCGCCUCACCGAGGGAACCCCACUGACCGUCGGCGGGGUGUCCGGGGUGUCGCUGGCCGAGCGUCUCACUCCCGGUGGCCCCCCCGGCCACGUGUUUCUGUUGGGUGAAGCCGGAACAAUCUCCGGCCGGAAGCGCUGGAACGGAGGGACGGGGGCCAGCGCCCACAACGUCACUCUGUGGGACCCCUCCUCACCGCUGCAGCCCGUGCUCGCCGUCUGCAGUGUGUACCAGCGGUGCACCGGGGCGCUCCACUUUGGCCACCCCGUCACCGUCGACCAACUGCUGACGGUGGCCCACCUGAACCGCGUCCCCUUCGACCUGCCCUUCUACGCUUUCGCUCGUCGCCGCUACACGGGCUCCCCGUUGCCGAUACAGGACUUCCCGGGCACGCUGACCGUCGCCGGGCUGGUGAUGGGGGGCCGCGGCACCAUCCUGCACCACGUCAACGGGAUCCCGCUGGAGGAGGUCGUGUCGCGCAGCACGUCGAACGCGUCCCAUCAGCUGGUUGGGGGACCGAAGGCGUUCCGCGCGGUACGCAUCGGGGGUCCCCUGUCGCUGCACCACCUCAACGGCGUGCCGAUGGCGCGGAUAGCACAAACGUCCCUUUACGGGGGACGCACCGGAAGCCAGCUGGAUUCGAUUGUGUUCAACUAUCCGGUCGAGCUGGCGGAGCUGCGCACCGGCACCCUCCAUCACAGCCGCACCGGCUCGACGGCCCUCACUUCGGGAGGCGCCGGCCGCCGAUCCGCGUUGUCCGUGCCGGAUCUGUUGCUCGUGGCGCCGCCGCCGCCGCCGCCUUCUGCCGCCCGAGUCCGGUCACGGGAACCCCUCAAUGCCGCCAGCUCCGUCGCCGCCAACGGUUUCGCCGGGUUACAGUUCCGGUGCGCACCCGACCCCCGCUCGCUGGCGAUUCACAGCGAGGUGCGGCGAGGUGCUCCGCUGCUGGUGCCGGUUCCCGAUGCCGGCCACUGUCACACCGUCGUCGGUGCGGUGCCCCUCAACGAUACCACGACCCUGGUGCUUCUGCUGAUUGCUCGCCACACCGCCGCGCGCACCGCCACCCCGCUGGCCUACACCUAUGACAUCCGGCGGCGGGACCGAUUGCACCCGCUGGAGCUACCGGCGCGGCUCGGUGCCGCCCGCACACCAUUGGCCACCAUGGUACUGCUGCAGCCGACCCCGCACGAGAUUAUGCUCGCCCUGCUGCCCGGUCCGGCCACCCCGGCCCUACCGGCUACCGCCGUUCUGCUGUACCGGCUCGUGGACUGGGCGGCCGGGCGGUCCCGGGCGCCCCACUUUACCCACUUCCAAACCAUCACCGCGGCAGGACCGAUCGCAACGGUGACCGCCAGUGCCGACGGGACCACGCUCAGUAUCCUGCACGAGCACCCCUCGGAGGGGCACGCAGGCGGUCCUCGACACCGCCAUCAACGCCAGUACGUGUACAACGCCGUGACCGGCUGGACUGAGGGGCUACAGUAG
Anopheles cruzii is the source of this 5619-nucleotide messenger RNA. RefSeq lists its product as uncharacterized. The record is from RefSeq and is a predicted model, not a curated record. Lineage: Eukaryota; Metazoa; Arthropoda; Insecta; Diptera; Culicidae. The transcript is spliced from 10 exons. The coding region runs from base 1 to 5619 and encodes 1872 amino acids.